Messenger RNA from Penaeus vannamei (Pacific white shrimp), 1116 nucleotides. RefSeq lists its product as uncharacterized. The record is from RefSeq and is a predicted model, not a curated record. NCBI's taxonomy places the organism in Eukaryota, Metazoa, Arthropoda, Malacostraca, Decapoda, Penaeidae.
UAUAAAAGGACCAGUUUGUUAGCAGCAUUCACAAGUGCCCAACAUGAAGCUCCUGGUGAUCUCAGUGCUUGCCGUUACGGCGGUUGCGGCGCCUCAAGGGUACAGUCUCACUGAACCCAGGGGAGCUAGUCUUUCAGGAGACAGAGGACACGCUGCUGUUGGAGAUGCCUUUGCAGGUGUUAGAGGUGGAGAAAUAGAAUCCUCACUUAUCACUGAUAUUUCCGCUGAUAGCAAACCCUCAGAAUCCGAAGCAGAUGCUGGUUUCCCAUUGACUGCUGGCCUCGCUACUGAAUCUGAAUCCUCUGUAGGUGUAGUUGAAACUGCAGGUCACUCUUCCUCUACCGCCACUGAAAUCACUUCUGAUGGGAUCGCCGAGUGCCAGGAGGGAGAGGUUCGGCAUGUAGAUGGCUCCUGCGUCCUUCCAAAAAUCACAAGGAAAGUCUUUGUUGUUUCCGUUCCAAAACAGGAACAGGAACGCGCAGACUCUAUUCCAGACCUUCCUCCACCAAGAGUAGAACACAAUAUUCUCUUUGUACGUCUACCUAAAGGAGGAUUUGGCCCAGAACCCAUUGUUGUUCCUCCACCAAGGCAAGAAAACAUCAUCUACGUCCUUAGCAAGCAAGGAGAUCAAACCCAGCGCGUGAUCGAGGUACCAGCUCAUCCUCCUUCUGAACCAGAGAUUUACUUCGUUAACUAUGAUGAAGGAGAUAACCCAACGCUGCCCGGAGGUCUAGAUCUGCAGACUGCUCUUGGUUCGGCAGUAGUUUCUGGUGGGCAACGCUUGGGUACCAACACUGCCUCUAGGGCAACAAUUGAGGAUCACGGCAACGUUGGAGUGAGCAGCAGCACUGAAGUAGGUGUUAGUGAAGACUUCCACUCAGGAUUAUUUGUUUCUGAAGCUGGAAGAGCUGCAUCCACUGGCACAAGCGCAGACAACACUGGAGACAGUCCAUCCGGUCUUUACGGUACUCCGUGAACAGAAAUUAGGUAGAUGAUUGUCUCGUAAAUAUGCAAAGAACGUCAUGGUUUGGGUUAUUUUAUUUCAGAUAUUUAUAUACUGCAUGCGGAAAUAAUAAAAUCUAUGAUGAAAAUUGCUUUGUCAUUACAAUAGUCAAA